AUGACCAACGAACGUUUCAGUAUAUCUGCUCUCUUAAUAUGUGUGUGUUUCUUUAAGGUUUCAAAGUUCACUACUGAUCUGCAAAACUCUUACUUAACAUCGGAAACAAGUCAGAGCAACAACCAACUUCUUUUUUCUAUUAAGCGCCCUCCUUCUCCUCCUCCUCUACCACCACCACCACCUCCUCCUCCUCCUACUCUAUCACCUCAUCCUCCUCUACCUCCUAUUCCUCCUCUACCCCCUACUCCUUCUCCUCCUCCUCCUCCAUUACCACCACCACAAACUCCUCCUCCCACCUCCAUCUUCUUCCUCCCACCUCCUCUACCAACUCUUCCUCCUCCUCCUUCUCCUCCACUACCACCAACACCAACACUACCUCCUCCUCCUCCCCCUUCUGCUCCUCUUCCCCUCUUCCUCUACCACCUCCUCCUCUACUACCACCAUCUCCCUCCACUUCCUCCUCCCCUACUACCACCCCCCCUUCCCUCCUCCUCUUCCCCUCUGCCUCCUCCCCCAUUCUCCUCUUCCUCCUCCCCUACUACCCCUACUACCUCCACCUCCUCCUCCUCCUCCUCCACCACCUCUACUACCACUUCCUCCAUCCCUCCUCCUCUUCCUCCCACCUCCUCCUCCUCCUCUUCCCCCUCCUCCUCUACUACCAUCUCCUCCUCCUCCUAUUUACCCUCUUCCUCUUCCCCUCCUCCUCCUCCUCCAGCCAUGUGGUAUGAAGAGAAGCAGCAGCUCUUAUUAAACACCGGGACGACCCACCGACUCAACUAUGAUUGA
Molecule: messenger RNA, 786 nt
Organism: Macrobrachium nipponense
Lineage: Eukaryota; Metazoa; Arthropoda; Malacostraca; Decapoda; Palaemonidae
Exons: 1
Coding region: 1-786 (261 amino acids)
Source: RefSeq, a predicted model, not a curated record